Messenger RNA from Adineta steineri, 1140 nucleotides. The record is from the annotation of a GenBank genome assembly. Lineage: Eukaryota; Metazoa; Rotifera; Eurotatoria; Adinetida; Adinetidae.
AUGUUCAGUGGAUGGGUAUUGAGUACAUGUGCAAUGGUUACGACAUUAAUUCUUAUGAAUGAAUUUAAUGAUAAAACUUUAUCAGCAGUAGCACGUUAUUCACGUAUGAAAAUGAUGCAUCGAAUACUUACAAUGCGAAAUGCAAUUUUUCCAAUAUUAAGUCCACGACCCAAAGGAAUGAGUGCUGGCUCAAAAGCAUUAGAUGAAAUUAUAGACUUGUAUCAUCCACGACUAUUUAUAAGUGAGAAUGUUACAGAUGACGAUAUUACUAAGCUUCGUGAUAAUUCAAAACAAAUGUUAACUAGUUUACAUCCAGCUCGAACACCAUCUUGUAUAGUUCGAAAUUCUCGAUUUGACUAUGGUGAUAAGUAUGUAUAUGUUAAUUAUAUACAACAUAAUCAAGUAGAUGAUUGGAAAACUUCUCAUAAACCAUUCGUUUUAUAUUUUCAUGGUGGUGGAUUUGUUUUUGGUGGUAUUGAAACAUAUUCUGGUUUGGAAUGUCAUUUAUCAAAAGAACUUAAUAUGUUAAUAAUUCAUGUAGAAUUUUUUCUUUCACCAGAAAAUUCUCAUGCAGAUACUCUCUUAGAUGUUAUUGGAGUUUAUGAAACUUUACUUGCAGCUGAUCCGAAUAUUAAUGAACGAUUAAUUGGAAUGGGUGAUUCAUCAGGUGGUAUGUUAUGGAUUCAUCUAUUACAAUGGAUUGCAACAAAUAAUAAACCUGUUCCAAAAGGUGUUGUUUUACAUUCGCCAUGGCCUAGUCUUUCAUUUGAUAAUAUUGGUUUUCACAUAGAGUCAAAUAAUUAUUUAGCAUUGGAUCUUGCAUUUAAUUUAAGGGAACUAGCAAUUGGUAAAAAUACGGAUUGGCAUAAAUUAACUGAUGUAGAAAAACGAAGAUUAAGUCCAAAAGAAGAUUCAUAUGAAGGAUUUCCACCUCUUUAUAUAACAGCUGGUACAAAUGAAAUAUUCAUAAAAUCAAUUCGUAAAAUGGUUACUAAUGCAAGAAAAGUUGAUGUAAGCGUUACAUAUGAUGAAGCUGAAGGUUCAAUGCAUACAUUUGCUUUAUUUCAUUUAUGGGCGUCAGAAGCUGAAUGUGUUCAAAAAAAAAUCGCUCAAUGGAUUCAACAUCGAUUAUUAUUUUGA